GUUUUUAUCUCUAGCCUCUUUCUUCUCUUUAGUUUGUUGUUCGGCUCUUUGGGCUGUCGGUUUUGGUUUAUCAUUUUGCUGUUGUUGUCGGAGAUUAUAAGCAUGAAGAUGCAACGAACACAGAGUUUCAAUUCGGGCACUUGAAGAAAACACAAUAUGAUACAUUAUGAAGACCGUAGAGAGAUGGGAAGUGGUGUUUACCCCUGGAAAUGAAGGAGAGACAGCGUUGGAGAGCUGAAGAAGACGCUUUGUUGUGUGCAUACGUGAAACAAUAUGGACCGAGGGAGUGGAACCUUGUGUCACACCGCAUGAACACACCCCUAAACCGGGAUGCGAAAUCUUGCUUAGAAAGGUGGAAUAACUACCUCAAACCUGGUAUUAAGAAGGGAUCUCUUACUGAAGAGGAGCAACGUCUUGUAAUCCGUCUUCAAGCCAAACACGGAAACAAAUGGAAGAAAAUUGCUGCUGAAGUCCCUGGCAGAACUGCUAAAAGACUAGGCAAGUGGUGGGAGGUAUUCAAAGAGAAGCAACAAAGGGAACACAAGGAGAAGAAUAAGAUGGUUGAGCCAGUCGAGGAAGGCAAGUACGAUAGGAUAUUAGAAACUUUUGCUGAGAAACUAGUGAAACAAGGGCAUAGCUCAGCCUUUCCCAUGGCUGCUUCCAAUGGGGGAUUUCGUCCUGCCGACCCUCCUUCACCUGCACCAACUUUACUUCCACCUUGGCUUUCUAGUUCAGGCAAUACCUCAGUUGUCAGACCACUAUCCCCUUCGGUGACAUUAAGUUUAUCUCCCUCUGCUCCUCAAAUCCCAUGGCUGCAACCUGAGAGAAUGUCGGAAACUGCCCCCAUUUUGGGAAAUAUGGUGCCCCAUGGACCAUUUCCUUCUUGCAGUGAGAACCUGAUGAUAUCUGAACUCGUGGAUUGCUGCAGGGAGCUGGAAGAAGGGCACCGUGCUUGGGUUGCACAUAAAAAGGAAGCAGCCUGGAGGUUAAGGAGGGUCGAGUUACAACUGGAAUCCGAGAAGGCGUGCCGCAGAAGGGAGAAAACGGAAGAAAUAGAGUCAAAGAUCAAGGCUCUAAGCGAAGAGCAGAAGACUGCCCUUGAUAGGAUUGAAGCUGAAUACAGGGAACAAUUAGAAGGGCUAAGAAGAGAUGCUGAAUCAAAGGAGCAAAAAUUAGCCGAGCAAUGGGCCUCUAAGCAUUUGCAUCUCACUAAGUUUCUCGAUCAAAUGGAGUGCAGACCAAGGGCUGGCGAGCCUAAUGGCCGGUAAUCAAGCUCUUUCAUAUGCGUCUGCUUACAACAGACUUUGCAUUGGAGCACAUUGUUGUCAAUUACAUGCGUCCAUUCUCUUCUUAUAUUCGACUAUAGAAGUCUAUUUAUAAAUGCUAUCUACUUAUCUAGUGGGACAGUUUGAAUGCUA
Messenger RNA from Hibiscus syriacus, 1418 nucleotides. Its product is annotated as transcription factor AS1-like. Bases 210 to 1268 code for a protein of 352 amino acids. The transcript has 2 exons. NCBI's taxonomy places the organism in Eukaryota, Viridiplantae, Streptophyta, Magnoliopsida, Malvales, Malvaceae. The record is from RefSeq and is a predicted model, not a curated record.